This is a messenger RNA of Staurois parvus, 510 nucleotides long. NCBI's taxonomy places the organism in Eukaryota, Metazoa, Chordata, Amphibia, Anura, Ranidae. The record is from the annotation of a GenBank genome assembly.
AUGUACAUACACAGAAAUACACAUGCACAGACACAUGUACAUACACACACAGACACAUGUACAUACACACACAGACACAUGUACAUACAUACACACACACACAUACACACAUACAUGUACAUACACGCAGACACAUGUACAGAUACACACAUGUACAUACACACAGAAACAUGUACAAUUGUACAUGCAUACACAGACACACACAAACACACACACAUGUAUAUGUACGCACACCCCACCCCUCAUAAAAAGUUGCAGUACCUCGUUGUUCACUCACAGAGCCGGGGGUACUGCACUCUAGGGGGAGGCAGAGAGCACAGCACACACUCCUUCCUUUGCUUUCAUUGAGCUCAGCUAUUGAGCAGUCUGAUGGCUCCCAGUGCCAAUGACAGAUCCGGCCUAAGCUCCGAGCCUGCUCAGCGAGACGACCCUGGGGGAUACACUUGCCCCCACCAUAAUUUCCACUCGCCAUUGGCGAGCAGGCGAGUGGAAAUUGCAAGCCCUGGUCUA